This is a messenger RNA of Pygocentrus nattereri (red-bellied piranha), 1569 nucleotides long. RefSeq names its product cholesterol side-chain cleavage enzyme, mitochondrial. The coding region runs from base 1 to 1569 and encodes 522 amino acids. The record is from RefSeq and is a predicted model, not a curated record. Gene Ontology annotation, molecular function: monooxygenase activity; heme binding; iron ion binding. The transcript has 9 exons. Gene Ontology annotation, biological process: cellular response to peptide hormone stimulus; C21-steroid hormone biosynthetic process; cholesterol metabolic process. Gene Ontology annotation, cellular component: mitochondrial inner membrane. Lineage: Eukaryota; Metazoa; Chordata; Actinopteri; Characiformes; Serrasalmidae.
AUGUGUGUGAUGGCAAUGAGGUGGAGAGUGUGGUCAAGCCCUGUGGCUCAGUCCCUGGCCAUGCUCAAGGGACCAGGCCAAGUAAGGACCUGCCACAGCGGGAGUGUGUCUACUGGAAGAGAGACACUUUUCUCAGAGAGCAGCUCCAGCAUCAGACCCUUUAGUGAAAUCCCUGGACGGUGGAAGAACAGCCUUGGAAACCUGUACACCUUCUGGAAACUGGAUGGCUUUCGGAACAUCCAUCACAUUAUGGUGCAUAACUUCAACACUUUUGGGCCAAUUUAUAGAGAGAAAAUUGGAUAUUAUGAAAGCGUGAACAUCAUCAGCCCUGAAGAUGCUGCUAUCUUAUUCAAGGCAGAGGGUCACUAUCCCAAGAGACUUCAAGUAGAACCUUGGAUUUCCUACAGAGACUACAGGAACCGCAAAUAUGGUGUUCUUCUCAAGGAUGGAGAGGACUGGAGAUCUAAUAGAGUGAUUCUAAACCGAGAGGUGAUCUCACCAAAGGUGCAGGGCAACUUUGUGCCACUGCUGGAUGAGGUGGGCCAUGACUUUGUUGCUCGUGUCCAUAAAAAGAUUGAAAGAAGUGGCCAGAAUAAGUGGACCACAGAUCUCUCCCAUGAGCUCUUCAAGUAUGCAUUGGAAUCUAUCAGUGCAGUGCUGUAUGGGGAACGCCUGGGGCUUUUGUUGGACUAUAUUGACCCAGAGGCUCAGCACUUCAUUGACUGCAUCACUCUCAUGUUUAAGACCACCUGCCCCAUGCUAUACAUCCCUCCUACCCUGCUGCGCCGGCUAGGAUCCAAAGUGUGGAAGGACCAUGUGGAGGCCUGGGAUGGAAUCUUCAACCAGGCGGACCGCUGUAUCCAGAACACCUACAGGCAGCUGAGGAAGCAGUCUGGAACCCCAGGCAAAUACCCUGGAGUGCUGCCCAGCCUUCUGAUGCUUGACCGCCUGUCCAUUGAAGAGAUCAAGGCCAGUGUGACUGAGCUGAUGGCUGGAGGAGUUGACACAACAUCCAUCACUCUGUUGUGGACUCUGUAUGAGCUGUCGAGGCACCCUGACCUGCAGGAGGAGCUGAGGGCAGAGGUCACUGCUGCUCGUGCUGCCUCUCAGGGAGACACAGUGAAGAUGCUGAAAAUGGUGCCGCUGCUAAAAGGAGCUCUAAAAGAGACACUGAGGCUACAUCCUGUUGCAGUGAGCCUGCAGAGGUACAUCACUGAAGAUAUUGUGAUCCAAAACUACCAUAUUCCAUCUGGGACACUCGUGCAGCUGGGGCUGUACGCCAUGGGCAGGGACCACCAUGUCUUCCCUCAGCCAGAGCUGUAUCUGCCCUCUCGCUGGCUGAGGAAUGAGAGUCAUUACUUCAGGAGCUUGGGCUUUGGCUUUGGGCCUCGCCAGUGCCUCGGCCGUAGGAUUGCAGAGACCGAGAUGCAGCUUUUCCUCAUUCAUAUGCUGGAGAACUUCAAGAUUGAAAAGCAGAGGCAAGUGGAGGUGAGGAGCACCUUUGAGCUCAUUCUGCUCCCUGAGAAACCCAUCGUGUUAACUAUCAAGCUUUUGCACGGUUCCAGAUAG